Pseudomassariella vexata is the source of this 778-nucleotide messenger RNA. RefSeq lists its product as uncharacterized. The transcript has a single exon. The record is from RefSeq and is a predicted model, not a curated record. NCBI's taxonomy places the organism in Eukaryota, Fungi, Ascomycota, Sordariomycetes, Amphisphaeriales, Pseudomassariaceae. Bases 17 to 349 code for a protein of 110 amino acids.
CGAGCAGUUUACUUGCAUGGCAGCUACAGGCCAGGGAUACGACGCCCUGACCUUCACGAUCAAGGGGCCCGAGGCCGCCUCGGUGUCUCUUGAGCUGCAGACGCAGGCCAAUUGCGAGGCGAACACCACCGAAUACACCAGCUCCUACUUUACUGUCGACGGGCUCACUGGCCAGACCCAGACCGUCUCGGUGCCGUUGAGUGUCUGGACGGAUGCCAAUCUGGAUGCCGUCGUCGGGAUUAUUUUCUACGGCUUCUCGGCUGGAUUGACAGGCACCGACAAGGUUUGGCAGAUGGACAAUAUUAUACUCCAAUGCAGCACCCCAGGUAAGCGUUCAGACAGUCAAUGAUGGCGAGUCAGUGGAUAACAAGUGAUAGUUCCACCUAGCAGUACGAUCACUUCGACAAUUCCAGGUCCGACGAUAACCACCAUCGUUGUGACAAAGACGAUAUCGAGUACGUGGUACCCGGGAUGGCCGCCGUACUACACGACGACGCGUCGUACCAGUACGAUCACGCCGUACCCAUGGCCUACAUUUACCUGGCCACCGGGAGAAGAAGCCGAAGCUGAUGGUACUGGAAAAUGGGAUCGACGUGACGUGCCAGCUGUCCCGGCCGUCCAAACCCCAAACCCAGCCAGCGAAGAGGCUUGCGGCCAGCUGGUAAUUGACGACUGGGAGUCUCAAUCUCGCCUCACAUUCCUGUACUAUAACGCCCUGCUUCAAGCAAGCAGUGAUGACGGCACAAUGAAGUCCAUUGUCGUCAAGGACAACAAAGUC